UCACGCCACUUCAUAAGUAACAGCACUAUGGCAUUUGUAAGGAGCUCGUUUGUAACAGGAAAGCUGGGGUCAGCAUUGCUUCGGAGAGCUGGGAAACGCGGUGUUCCAGUGCUGCCAUAUGGUGCCGUGUGCCAGCGGAGUGUCAGUUCAACCAGCGUCCUUUGUCAGCAGAAAAAUGUGAAGACCACACAAGAACAGCAAGUUGAGGAGCAGAAGAAUCGGAACAAGGAUGUUGGAGAACUUACUGAACUUGUAAGGGACUUUCUGGAUCCUGCUCAAUUCUAUAAUGCUUUGAAUGGAAUCGGCAUUGACUACUUCUGUGGGGUACCUGACUCUCUGCUCAAAG
Pecten maximus is the source of this 346-nucleotide messenger RNA. RefSeq lists its product as uncharacterized. The transcript has 4 exons. The record is from RefSeq and is a predicted model, not a curated record. Lineage: Eukaryota; Metazoa; Mollusca; Bivalvia; Pectinida; Pectinidae. The annotation marks the transcript as partial.